This is a messenger RNA of Cucumis melo (muskmelon), 2107 nucleotides long. Its product is annotated as protein PHYTOCHROME KINASE SUBSTRATE 4. Gene Ontology annotation, biological process: phototropism. The record is from RefSeq and is a predicted model, not a curated record. NCBI's taxonomy places the organism in Eukaryota, Viridiplantae, Streptophyta, Magnoliopsida, Cucurbitales, Cucurbitaceae. The transcript has a single exon. Bases 125 to 1810 code for a protein of 561 amino acids.
AUAUAUUUCUUCUCUCUCUCUCUCUCUCAUAUGAUUGAUUCAUAUAUAUAUACCAUACAUGUAUUUAUAUAUAUAUAUAUUUCAUAUUGAGGGUGAAGUUUCUUUCUAAGGGUUUUUUUUUCUUAUGGAAAUGGAAAGAAGAGCAACUUCCAAGAUGAGUGUUAUUAAUAGAGGCUUAUCUGAGAAAACAGUCUUUGGCUACAACAACAAUAAUGAUAUGAAAGAGAAAAGAGAGACUGCUAAUACUAAUUCUAUUCCAUCUUAUAUUACUCAUUCUGAUCACCAACAUCACCAUUUUCUUGCUCGUUGCACCAUUGUUGAUGAUUCUUCUGAGUUGAGUAUUUUUGAUGCCAAGAAGUAUUUCAAUGAAGUUUCAGCCAACAAUAAUAUCAACAAGGUUUCUCCGAUAAUGAACAUUGAGUCGAUGUCGAUGACAGAGCAAUGUAUGGAUGAUUCAGUAGCGUCAUCUCAAGAUCAGGAUUCAGAUAAGGAUUAUGAAUUAUCCAAGUCAAAGCCUUGGACUUGUGGUGUUGCGCACCCGUCGUCUGGGGUGGUUUCUAAAUUUUCACCUACUACUGCCUCUAUAGAUGGUCAUCAUCGUCGGAGUUACCGAGCUCGAUCUUUCCAUUCUGCAACGCCAACUGCCUCGUCGGAGGCUAGUUGGAAUAGCCAGACGGGGUUGCUCUCGAACCCUCCUGGAGCAAUCUCGGUGUCAGUUUUGCGCGGGGAUUCUGAUCAUCAUUCUGGGAGGAAAACGCGAAAGCCUCCCUCUUCAUCCUCUUUGGCAGCGAGAUGGAUUUUUAGAAGUUCUAAAUGCCCUUGUACUGGGAAGAAAUCGGUUCAAGUUCAGGAAUCUAAAGUGGUACUAGACCCAAAAACAAGUCCUUAUAUCAACAACACAACCGUUGGUGGCCAUUCCCAAUCUCAAUCAGAGUCUCCGCCAUCUGAAAAAACCUCUGGAGAAAACACAAUGCUUUUGCCACAUCCAGACAAGGACGUCGUUUGGAGUAGUCAAAGGCGUUUUCCUCCAAAUUUGCUUCUUCAAGGACACACAACGCAACGAGUAAUAGCCUCCACGGGCUUCACUUUUCCCAUCUUGAAAAACAACAAUAACAACAAUGGAGAUAUUCCAACCAGACCUAUAGGUCAUGUUUUAAUUCAAGACCCUCCUCGAGAUUCUCUGGAAGUUUUCAACCCAAGCACUGCUAGAGACAGUGGCAACAGUGGUUGUAGUAGUCUAAAAUCACGAAUUCUAGCCAGUGUAGCAGCAUCUGGCGGCAACGCCACCAUCGUGAACGACAUCGAUGAUGUAGCAAGUGAUGCUAGCUCAGACUUAUUUGAAAUCGAAAGUUUCUCCACUCAAACUGCCAGCACAACCACUGCCUCAUACCCUGCAAUGUUCCACCGACGAGACUCAAUGGAACUAGAAGCAAGAAGACUUGGGUUAGCCUCUGCAGCCACACGUCGCAGCCUCGACGAGCCAAUGACACCAUCAACCGAUUGGUAUGAACCAAGCGAGGCAAGCAUCGACUGGAGCGUUACCACAGCCGAAGGCUUCGAUCGGGCGAGCAUUGCCAACAUGUCAGAGGCCGAGGAGUCCUGGACUGAGAAAAACAACAACAAUAACAACAAUAACAACAGACGAAGAUCAUCAUCGGGAAAUGGAUUGUUAAGUUGUCGGUCAGAGAAGGCGGUGAGUGUGGGUCCACAGCCGGUGACGAAGCAUGUGAGUAGUAGGCCACCAUUGGGAAAGAAGCCACCACUAGCAAGGUCUAAUUCAGCUCACCUCUCGCUUACUUUUGCUGCCUGAUUUGGGAGCACUCUUUUCUCUCUUAUGACUGUGAUGGAAAGAUGAUACAUGAUUUUUCUCCAACACCCUCUCUCCCAACACACCAUUUCUUGAUUUUCUUAUCUUGUCUCUUCAAAAUUUCUUUUCUUUUUCAUUUUUCCCCUCUUCAUUAUAGUGCUGUGUCUCUCUAAUAAUUGUGCCAACCAGAAGUUUGGUGUACUUUUCUAUUCUUUUACACGUUCUCCUGUUUUCUCCCCCUCCAUCAUUCAAUUAUUUCACUUAUUACAUUGAAUAAACUCAGUUAAAUCUAUAGAUAAA